AGAAUUUUCCGAUGAAGAUGUUUAUUAUCAUAAUCAAUCAUUGUGAAAAAAAAAAUCCGCCGCCGAAAAUGUGAUAUUAUGGUGUAAAUGAAAUGUAUGAUAGAUUUUUAUAGAUUUUAGUCGAACAUUAUUAUAAUAUAAGUAUCCGAAAUGAAGAGAUCAAAAAUUGAAUUAGGAGAUAUCACACCGCACAAUAUCAAACAAUUGAAACGACUCAACACCGUCGUAUUUCCUGUUUCGUAUAAUGAAAAAUUUUAUAAAGAUGUACUAGAAGCUGGCGAACUGGCCAAAUUAGCGUAUUAUAAUGAUAUUGUAGUCGGUGCGGUAUGCUGUCGUAUCGAUUUAGAGCAAGGAAGACGACUCUAUAUCAUGACUUUGGGCUGUUUAUAUCCAUACAGACGUCUCGGUAUUGGCACCAUGAUGGUUCAGCAUGUCUUGAAUUACGUUGAAAAAGAUGGAAACUUCGACAGCAUUUACUUACACGUGCAAUUAAAUAACGACGGCGCUAUUGAAUUUUACAAAAAAUUCGGAUUCGAAAUCGUCGAAACGAAAGAACAUUAUUAUAAGAGAAUCGAACCAGCUGAUGCGUACGUUUUAGAAAAAGUUCUCAAGCCGAAGAAAACGUAAACAAUGAAAAAUGAAUAUAUUAGAGCCAACAAAAAAGUACAAAAUGUAACAUUGAAAAAAAUAAUAGUAAUAAUAAAGUAAACUUUAAAUUUUUCGCUUUGAUAUGACUACUACCCAAGAAGUAACGAUACUAAUUGUGUAUAGCUGAGUGAAUUCGUAUACGAAAGUAGUGUAGUAUAAGGUGUAGUGUAUAUAAUUAUUGUAAUUCUGAUGAAACUUUGGAAAUCAUUUCAUUAUUUCAAAUAAAUUAUUUGCGAUUGCGAAGUCGAAAAUAAAUAAACUGAUAAACUGACGGCAUUGACACGAAUUAUUCAUUUUAAAAUUUUAUUAUUUUAUUUAUUUUUAUUAAAAAAAAAAAAAAAAAAAACUGGUAGCGACAACGAUAACGAAAAACUUGGAAGGGUACAAGGAAGGAUAAUAUCAUUCAUUCGUUCGUCGUUCAUGGGUAACGUAGGUAACACCUUCGCGUAAAUAAAUCAAAAGGUCUUUGGAUUAUGUUAUCACUGUUAUCAGUUUUUAAAUUGUUAUCGCUGUAUUUCAUUUCAUUUUUCAUUAAAAUUGUGACGAAUUAUUUCGAUUAUUAUUGUAUACUUUAAUGAACAGUUGUAUUUUUACUAAAAUGGUUACAGUGGAAGUUAAAAUUAUAAAGUGUCAAAAGUUGCCUUAUAAUCAUACAGUGAUGGACUCACUAUUCAAUAUUGCUCCCAAGACGCCUCCGAAAAGAAGUCAUUCGUUGAAGAUAAAACGUCAUUGCAACGAUCAACGUUUCAAGAUGCCUCGUGGGUUAAUGCUUUUCGUGGAGGAAGCAAGAAGUUUAAGUCAAGAUUAUGCCCUGGAAUGUUUAUCACUGGGAAACCUAUUUCGUGAAGGAACAUUACGACUUGAAGAAGUUAUAAUAUCAGUAUCAAAGAUGUUUCAUCGCCGUCCCGAUCUGAUUUUAAAAUCAAAAUGGAUUCUCCCUCCCGGCUACAAAAUUAUGUUCGCUACUGGAUCUCAACCAGAAUAUUUUAAGAUAGAUGUUUAUAUCAACGAAGAGGUAUAUUCUAUUGAUAAGAACUGAGCUAUGUAAAAACCCAAUAUUGCUUUAAUUUACCUGUUGUAACGUGAAAAAAUAAACGUUUACUCUCGCCAAA
Messenger RNA from Planococcus citri (citrus mealybug), 1760 nucleotides. RefSeq names its product Probable N-acetyltransferase san (gene san). The record is from RefSeq and is a predicted model, not a curated record. Gene Ontology annotation, biological process: mitotic sister chromatid cohesion. Gene Ontology annotation, cellular component: NatA complex. The coding region runs from base 151 to 627 and encodes 158 amino acids. Gene Ontology annotation, molecular function: N-acetyltransferase activity. The transcript has 4 exons. Lineage: Eukaryota; Metazoa; Arthropoda; Insecta; Hemiptera; Pseudococcidae.